ACUACACGCCGGGAGAAUAUGGCCGACGUUGCGUGAUUGUUUUUCCCGUAUCGUCGUCGAGCGUCGUAGGGUGGCUGCUGACAGAGUCGCCAGCGUAUGGUAAGCGGGCCGUCGAGCCUCCUCCGCCGGGGACAGCGUGUCGCUGAGGGGCGCCGGCGGGAUCACCAUGAGCAGCAGCAGCGAGACAGGGCCAACAGCAGGGCGAGCCGGAGAUGAAGGGAUGGCUGGCCAAGUGGACCAACUACCUGAAGGGCUACCAGAAGCGAUGGUUCGUCCUCUCCAACGGGCUGCUCUCGUACUACAGGAACCAGGCGGAGAUGGCGCACACGUGUCGCGGCACCAUCAGCCUGGUGAGCGCGGUGAUCCACACCGAGGACUCCUGCAACUUCGUUAUCUCCAACGGAGGCACGCAGACCUUCCACCUGAAGGCGAGCAACGAGAUCGAGCGACAGAAAUGGGUCACCGCGCUGGAGCUGGCCAAGGCUCGUGCCGUGCGCAUGAUGGAGUCCGAGGAAGACGAAGAGCUGGACAUGCCAUCGCAGCUGGAUAAAUGUGAGCUGCUGACGGUGCUGAGGCUUCUGCAUGUCAAGCUCGAGGACCUGUCCAUGUGCAGCGAGCUCAUUGGGAAGCACGGAGCGGCAUUGCAGCGCUCACUGUCCGACUUGGAACAGCUCGAUGCAGCAGCCGCGGGUGGAGGGCCAGAGCUAGCAGCACGUGUGCGUGCUGUGAAUGAGCGCGCUACACUCUUCCGCAUCACCUCCACUGCAAUGAUGAAUCUCUGUGGCAGCGGUCUCGUCAAAAUGACCGAGUACAGGGGGAGUCUGGAGAUGGCUUCGCAGGGUAUCGAAGGCAUGUUGCUGUUCCUGACCCCAAACAAACGCUCCUGGUGCGCCCUCACCCAAGGUGCAGGAAAUGGCCUCACCGGAGAGGCAAAGCAGUGA
Messenger RNA from Rhipicephalus sanguineus (brown dog tick), 941 nucleotides. Its product is annotated as oxysterol-binding protein 1. The record is from RefSeq and is a predicted model, not a curated record. Lineage: Eukaryota; Metazoa; Arthropoda; Arachnida; Ixodida; Ixodidae. The transcript is spliced from 4 exons. Bases 213 to 941 code for a protein of 242 amino acids. Gene Ontology annotation, biological process: retrograde transport, endosome to Golgi; endosome organization; receptor recycling. Gene Ontology annotation, cellular component: early endosome; trans-Golgi network; recycling endosome.